Molecule: messenger RNA, 1240 nt
Organism: Mixia osmundae IAM 14324
Lineage: Eukaryota; Fungi; Basidiomycota; Mixiomycetes; Mixiales; Mixiaceae
Exons: 7
Coding region: 62-1171 (369 amino acids)
Biological process (GO): transcription elongation by RNA polymerase I; regulation of mRNA 3'-end processing; transcription elongation by RNA polymerase II
Cellular component (GO): nucleus
Molecular function (GO): RNA polymerase II transcription regulatory region sequence-specific DNA binding; zinc ion binding
Source: RefSeq, a predicted model, not a curated record
UGAUCUCGUCCAGAGCCAUGCUGCCACUCUCCUGCCUGUUGCGUCGGGUGAAUCGUCGGCAAUGGCGAGCUGGCUUGCGCUCAGAAUUGACGCGACCGGCGCUCUUCGAGACGAGCGCCGUCGACUGUCUGCCUUGUCUGCCCUUCUGCCUGCCCGGUUGCCCAGCGCUCGACCCAAGAUGGACGAGCUCAGCGUGACACAGUUGGUGUCUCUCAAGGAAACGAUGGAGAAGGCGCACAAGGAGGCACGCUAUACUGAAGUCCUCGACAUUCUCAGUCGCUUGAGAUCUUGGAGCCCUUCUGCCGACUCUCUGAGGCAGACCAAGCUGGGCAUCAGCUUGACGGGGCUCAAGAAGUCUCCUCACGAGUCUAUCAAGCAAGAGUCCAUGCAGAUCGUUCGGACUUGGAAAGAUGCCGUCAAGCCAAAGGGCGGCAGUGCUGCCAAGACAGCGACGCCAGCCGCGGCAAGCACGCCGGGCGAAUCCGCUGCGAGUCCAGAGGCAGCCAAGACAGGUACGCCAGCUGCAACUGUCAAGGAAGAAGCUGCGCCGGCCAAGUCUGCGCGGACAAGCGUGCCCGUGUCAACCGUCAGAAAGAAAUCAGAGACGCCCAUGAAAGUCCUCACUGGCCCGCGGAGCCUCAAGACGGACGGCAUCGAGCUACCCGAACUAGACGAACGACAGCGAGAUAAUGUCGUGAAGCUCUUCUAUGACGCUCUUGCUUCUGACUCUGCUGCCCCGGCCGAUAUGAUCGCCACGAGGGUGAUGGAUGUAGAAGAAGCAGUCUACAAGUUCUACGAGGGAGACACGUCGGGAGACUACCGGCAAAAGACGAGAUCGCUCCUGCUCAACUUCAAAGACAAGAAGAAUCCCGCCUUGCGCGAGGCUGUCGUCUCCGGCGAGCUCAGCGCGAGCAAGCUAGCCAGCAUGAAAGCCUCUGACUUUUCAUCAGAAGAGAGAAAGGCAGAAGACAGAAAGCUGGCCGAACAGAACAUGUUUGCCGCACAGUCUGCUGCGCCCGCCGCCGGACAGGCCAAGACAGACGCAUUCAAGUGUGGCAAGUGUGGCAAGAGAGAGUGCACGUACUAUCAGAUGCAGACUCGCUCGGCUGAUGAACCGAUGACCACAUUUGUCUGCUGCAUCGUCUGCAACAAUCGCUGGAAGUUCUCGUGAGCAUCUAUAUCAGUUGUCGUUGUAAAAAUGUUGUGCAAUCUCCAUCGAGCCGACGUGCGAGACAAAGAC